CCCCAGCUAUCUCCCGUUCCCCGCGUCCCCGCCCCCCUCCCCCGCAUCCCCCGAAGCGCCCACCGCCCGCGCCCGGCCCGUCGCGAGGCUGCAGCUUGAGGAGAUUCCCAACCUGCUGACCAUCUGCACACUCACCCAGGACUUGGGGCCCAGCGCCCAGUGUAUUCGGUUUCCCUUGUGAGGCCUAGGGCUCUGGCCCAGGCCACCAGGGGCAGGUCAACAUGGCAGAGACACUGGAGUUCAACGAUGUCUAUCAGGAGGUGAAAGGCUCCAUGAAUGAUGGUCGGCUGAGGUUGAGUCGCCAGGGAAUUAUCUUCAAGAAUAGCAAGACGGGCAAAGUGGACAACAUUCAGGCUGGGGAGUUGACGGAGGGCAUCUGGCGCCGGGUGGCUCUCGGCCACGGACUUAAACUGCUCACGAAGAAUGGCCACGUCUACAAGUAUGACGGCUUCCGAGAAUCGGAGUUUGAGAAACUCUCUGAUUUCUUCAAAACUCACUAUCGCCUUGAGCUAAUGGAGAAGGACCUGUGUGUGAAGGGCUGGAACUGGGGGACGGUGAAGUUUGGAGGGCAGCUGCUUUCCUUUGACAUUGGUGACCAGCCGGUCUUCGAGAUACCCCUCAGCAACGUGUCCCAGUGCACCACAGGCAAGAACGAGGUGACGCUGGAAUUCCACCAGAAUGACGACGCGGAGGUGUCCCUCAUGGAGGUCCGCUUCUACGUGCCUCCCACCCAGGAGGACGGCGUGGAUCCCGUGGAGGCCUUUGCCCAGAACGUGCUGUCCAAGGCGGACGUCAUCCAGGCCACCGGAGACGCCAUCUGCAUCUUCCGGGAGCUGCAGUGCCUGACUCCCCGUGGUCGUUAUGACAUCCGGAUUUACCCCACCUUUCUGCACCUGCACGGCAAGACCUUUGACUACAAGAUCCCCUAUACCACGGUCCUGCGUCUCUUCCUGCUGCCCCACAAGGAUCAGCGCCAGAUGUUCUUUGUGAUCAGCCUGGAUCCUCCCAUCAAGCAGGGCCAAACCCGUUACCACUUCCUGAUCCUCCUGUUCUCCAAGGACGAGGACAUCUCCUUGACUCUGAACAUGAAUGAGGAAGAGGUGGAGAAGCGCUUUGAGGGGCGGCUCACCAAGAACAUGUCAGGAUCCCUCUACGAGAUGGUCAGCCGGGUCAUGAAAGCACUGGUGAACCGCAAGAUCACAGUGCCAGGCAAUUUCCAAGGGCACUCAGGGGCCCAGUGCAUCACCUGUUCCUACAAGGCGAGCUCAGGACUGCUGUACCCGCUGGAGCGGGGCUUCAUCUAUGUCCACAAGCCCCCUGUGCACAUCCGCUUUGAUGAGAUCUCCUUCGUCAACUUUGCUCGUGGCACCACCACCACGCGCUCCUUUGACUUCGAGAUUGAGACCAAGCAGGGCACUCAGUACACCUUCAGUAGCAUUGAGAGGGAGGAGUAUGGGAAGCUGUUUGAUUUUGUCAACGCAAAGAAGCUCAACAUCAAAAACCGAGGCUUGAAAGAGGGCAUGAACCCAAGCUACGACGAAUAUGCAGACUCUGAUGAAGAUCAGCAUGAUGCCUACUUGGAGAGGAUGAAGGAGGAGGGCAAGAUCCGGGAAGAGAAUGCCAACGACAGCAGCGAUGACUCAGGAGAAGAGACUGAUGAGUCGUUCAACCCAGGUGAAGAGGAGGAAGACGUGGCAGAGGAGUUUGACAGCAACGCCUCUGCCAGCUCCUCCAGCAAUGAGGGUGACAGCGACCGGGAUGAGAAGAAGCGGAAGCAGCUCAAGAGGGCCAAGGUGGCCAAGGACCGUAAGAGCCGGAAGAAGCCUGUGGAGGUGAAGAAGGGCAAGGACCCGAAUGCGCCCAAGAGGCCCAUGUCUGCAUACAUGCUGUGGCUCAAUGCCAGCCGGGAGAAGAUCAAGUCAGACCACCCUGGCAUCAGCAUCACGGAUCUUUCCAAGAAGGCAGGCGAGAUCUGGAAAGGAAUGUCCAAAGAGAAGAAAGAGGAGUGGGACCGCAAGGCUGAGGAUGCCAGGAGAGAAUAUGAGAAGGCCAUGAAAGAAUAUGAAGGGGGCCGAGGCGAGUCUUCUAAGAGAGACAAGUCCAAGAAGAAGAAGAAAGUGAAGGCAAAGAUGGAAAAGAAAUCCACACCCUCCAGGGGCUCGUCGUCCAAGACGUCAUCCCGGCCGCUGAGCGAGAGCUUCAAAAGCAAGGAGUUUGUGUCCAGUGACGAGAGCUCUUCAGGCGAGAACAAGAGCAAAAAGAAGAGGCGGCGGAGUGAGGACUCAGAGGAAGAGGAGCCAGCCAGUACCCCGCCCAGCUCAGAGGACUCGGCGUCAGGAUCCGAUGAGUAAAGAGGAGGAAGAGAAUUCGCUUGUCCCGUCACAGCCCCAGGCUCCCCACCGGGUUUUGGGCCCGGUUUCUGCUCACAUGACGCGUGGUCCUCAGAGUCUGUGCCCCGGGGACACGCUCUCCCGGUGGUACGCACUUCCCUGGGAUGGGGCGGUGUCUCGCUUCUGCCGCUUCACGGGAUGGCGCCUUACAAUCUGGGGAGAGAUUGGGUGGGAGGCGGGGCACAGGACCUCGGGCCCUGCCCCGCUUUGCCCACCUUCGGGAUACAGCCACCGCUAUUUCUCCUUCAAGUUGCCGCAGCAGGAGUCGUGUGAAGUCAGGCCUGAGACUCCUCGGUGGGGACUAUUUCUACCUUUAUUUUGUAUUUCUGGUCUGUGAAAAUCAACAUUUAAUAAAGGGAACUGACUUUGG
Messenger RNA from Lepus europaeus (European hare), 2760 nucleotides. It is a transcript of the gene SSRP1, whose product is annotated as structure specific recognition protein 1. The transcript has 17 exons. Gene Ontology annotation, cellular component: nucleus; FACT complex. NCBI's taxonomy places the organism in Eukaryota, Metazoa, Chordata, Mammalia, Lagomorpha, Leporidae. The record is from RefSeq and is a predicted model, not a curated record. Gene Ontology annotation, molecular function: nucleosome binding; DNA binding; histone binding. The coding region runs from base 222 to 2351 and encodes 709 amino acids.